Messenger RNA from Punctularia strigosozonata HHB-11173 SS5, 876 nucleotides. RefSeq lists its product as uncharacterized. Gene Ontology annotation, biological process: poly(A)+ mRNA export from nucleus. The transcript is spliced from 3 exons. Bases 1 to 876 code for a protein of 291 amino acids. Gene Ontology annotation, cellular component: nucleus. The record is from RefSeq and is a predicted model, not a curated record. Lineage: Eukaryota; Fungi; Basidiomycota; Agaricomycetes; Corticiales; Punctulariaceae.
AUGCUUCGUCUCGCUCGCACUCGCUUACCGACCGCCGCUCCCUCCUCCUCCAGGAGGACAUUUGUGUCCUCCGUCUUGCUGGACAGGACCUACGAAAAUGCUACUGUCGCCGACCUGAAAAAGCUGCUCAAACAGCGCGGUUUACCUGCGACAGGCAACAAGGCGACGUUGAUCACGCGUAUUCAGGAGCAUGAGAAGCGCAGUGCCCUCGCCGCCAUUGCGCCUACGCCUACGGAAUCGAUGGACAGCCCCACCGCGGUCAGACAGCAAGUCCGCCAUGCGACCACGGUUCCCGGUCUUCCUGGCUCAGGAGACGUUACUGCCCACGCGAAGCAGUACCUCGAAGUCAGACUACCGGACUUUGUAGACGAGCCAGAACCACAGCCCCAGAUCCCCUACGGACCGGACUUCUGGAGCUCACAAGCGCCGGCACACUCGCAGCCCAAGGACGCAGCGCCUCCCAAGCUCCUCGUCGUGGCCAGUGACAACGAGGCCCCCGCGCACAGCGUGCACCAGUCGUUGACCGCCCACUCUUUACCGGAAGAACCCUCGACGUCCGGCUCGCCCGCCAAACCCUCCAGAUCGGGGCCAAGCAGUAUCUGGACAGACAUCGCAGACGACCUGGGCAUCCCAACGUCCACCUCCGUCGCGAACAUGGAGAGUGCGUUCUUCGGUACUACGGACAGGUCGUCCGAGGUGAAGCCGCAGUCACGACCUCUGCAACCCGAGGAGAAGACGGGGGUGUGGCUGUUGCUGGGUCUCUUCGCUGGAGGCUGGGUCGCCGGCGGUCUUGUCAACUCCCAAAAGAAGGAGAAGAAGAACGUGAAGGAGGCCGUGGCUGAGGCGAAGGAGAACGCCAAGGAAGCGCUCCAUUGA